Messenger RNA from Nymphaea colorata (pocket water lily), 2006 nucleotides. RefSeq names its product bifunctional purple acid phosphatase 26-like. Gene Ontology annotation, molecular function: acid phosphatase activity; metal ion binding. Bases 184 to 1617 code for a protein of 477 amino acids. The transcript is spliced from 12 exons. The record is from RefSeq and is a predicted model, not a curated record. NCBI's taxonomy places the organism in Eukaryota, Viridiplantae, Streptophyta, Magnoliopsida, Nymphaeales, Nymphaeaceae.
CAUCGUGAUCGCGUGCCGUUUGUUUCGCACACCCGCCAUUUUCCCUUCCUCUGGUGUUGUCGUUACGUCUCGUGGACUCUAUCCCUGUCCUGCUUAUUUCGGAUCCGUCGAUCCCUUUCCCUUCUCCUCCCUCGCUUCCUGCCCACUGCGAGCUGCACCAUAAGGAACCAGGGCAGGGGCAUAAUGAGAAACAGCAUCUUGGGAACGAUAUUGUUGAUACUUUUUUAUCUCUGGAAUCAUGCGUACACUACCAAGGCAGGGAUAACUAGUGGUUUCACCCGUUCUGAAUGGCCAUCAACUGAUAUCCCACUUGACAACGAGGUUUUUGCUAUUCCAAAAGGAUAUAAUGCACCCCAGCAGGUGCAUAUUACUCAAGGUGAUUAUGAUGGAAGGGCUGUCAUUAUUUCGUGGGUAACUCCCAAUGAACCUGGUUCUAGUAAAGUUUUCUAUGGGAAAUCUGAGCACGAGUACAAUCAUCAUGCUGAGGGAACAUUUACAAACUACACCUUCUACAAUUACAAAUCUGGGUAUAUCCACCACUGCACGGUUAAUGAUCUUGAGUAUGAUACCAAGUACUACUACAAGAUUGGUGAAGACGAAUCUGCUCGCGAGUUUUGGUUCCACACACCACACAAGAUUGAUCCAAAUGCUUCUUAUACCUUUGGUAUUAUUGGUGACUUGGGCCAAACAUUUAAUUCUCUCUCCACACUAGAGCAUUACAUGCAGAGCGGUGGGCAGACAGUUUUAUUUGUUGGAGAUCUUUCAUAUGCUGACAAUUAUAAAUAUGACAAUGGUAUCCGCUGGGACUCAUGGGGGCGUUUUAUUGAGCGGAGUGUUGCUUAUCAGCCAUGGAUAUGGACAGUUGGGAACCACGAAAUUGAGUACAAGCCUGAUCUGGGAGAAGUCACUCCUUUCAAACCUUACCAACAUCGUUAUCUUACACCUUACAUGGCAUCAAAGAGUAGUUCUUCUCUUUGGUAUGCAGUGAGGCGUGCAUCUGCUCAUAUCAUUGUGCUAUCUAGCUAUUCUCCCUUUGUGAAGUACACACCUCAAUGGCAAUGGUUGAAAGGUGAACUGCAAAAUGUGGAUAGGGAAAUGACUCCCUGGCUUAUUGUUCUCAUGCAUGCGCCUUUAUACAACAGCAAUGAUGCACAUUACAUGGAGGGUGAAAGCAUGCGCGUGGUUUUUGAGAAAUGGUUUGUCAAGUACAAAGUUGACCUUGUAUUUGCAGGUCACGUACAUGCAUAUGAGAGAUCGUAUCGUAUUUCCAAUAUAAACUACAAUGUAACAAGUGGGCAACGUUAUCCUGUACCAAAUAAAUCUGCUCCUGUAUACAUAACUGUUGGAGAUGGAGGAAAUCAGGAAGGGCUUGCUGGAAAGUUUCUAUACCCACAGCCAGACUAUUCUGCUUUUAGGGAGGCCAGCUAUGGCCAUUCAACGUUGGAGAUAAGGAAUAGAACACAUGCAUUUUACCAUUGGAAUCGCAAUGAUGAUGGACAACGUGUGGCUACAGACUCUGUUGUAUUUUACAACCAGUACUGGUCAAGCAAUCAGAGAAGAAGAAGAUUGAAGAAACACCAUCGCAAGACUAUUGGGGAACUUAUCUCUAUGUUAUGAUACGGUCAAUUCACAUGGCACCUUGGCAUACUCAGGUUGCUUGAAAUCAUCUCUUCGAAACGACAGAAUUCUCCGAUAAAAAUGAAAUAUUUGUUACUUCUCAGUGAAAGCAACCUCCUAUGCACAGAGCAUUGGAGCUGUCAGCUUCCUCUCCACGUUCUAAGAGUAUCCAAGGCUUGGUGGUAGGGACCUUUUUUUUUUUUUUAAGUUGAAAAUAUCGUGUUGCAUUGUACGACACAACCAUUUUCAAGGGUGUAUUGUAUCGCUUUUGCUAAAAGUUACAUUAAGUAAAUACUGAUGGUAUGCUCUGUUACAUACAGUACUGGGUUGAGCUGUAUCUUUGACAAAUUUUAGGAAGGUGUUGAAUUAUAAUUUGCCUUUUCCUGGUA